GGGGACAGCGUAGUGAGCCGUCUGACAGUCACCCUCCUCACCACCACAGUGUCCCCGCCCGCCGCCGCCGUCGCCACUAAUAUUAUCCUCAUACACGCCUCAUCUUCGCUCCCUCACCCUCGGGGCCUCACCGGCACCUUGGUCACUGCUGCAGGAGGAUGCCUGCUUACUACAAUAGAGAAGGGUAUGGGGAAGGCAGCGGUAGUGUACGCUACAGGGGACGAGGCCGUGGUGGUUUCGGCCAGGCGGGACGCGAGAGCGGCAGUGGUGGAGGGCGAGGCUAUGGACGCGGCGGAAGUAGACACGGGGGCGAAAGAUACAAUAAAUGGAAUGAAGGCGGAGGAAGACAUGGAGGAUCUGGAGGCUACAGGGAGAGCAGCUAUGGACAGAGUCGGUUCCGAGAUGGUCCAGGGAGCAGCUGGUCGGGGUCGGGCUUCGGACACUUCAAGGAGAGAGGAGGAUCAUCAGAACUGCACCGGUCGCUUAGUCAUCUGAGAGGCAGGGAGUCCAAAAUUGCCAUGAACAUUUUGAAUGCAGUCCUGGCUUCAGAUUCAUCUGGGAUGAGUGGUGGUGGUGGUGAGCGCUGGGACAACGGACCUCCGCCCAGGAAGAUGAGGCGUAUGGACUGGGAUGGGGUGCGAUCACCACCCAUGCACAGGGAUCCCCAGCGAGAACGUCGCAUAGACCCUCGCAAGAUGAAAUUGAAGGGCUACCGUGGCAUCAGCGGCUAUGCUCGUGGUCCUUUGGAGUAUCGAGAGGUGACACAAACCCAGUUAAGGGAAAUGGAAAUGGCCAGGCUAGAAAUGCCUCGUCCUGAAAAAAAGGAGAGCAAAGAUAGUGAGAAAAAGUCUUCAGCAACAGAAGCAAAACAAGUAAAUCAAGAUGUAAAAGAAGGGGAGCAGGAGAGGGCCACAGCUGAGGGAGACAGUCCUCCUGCCGAGGCUGACGUGAAACAGAGUGGUUCUGGUGAUGCAUCUGAGGAGAAAGUUGCAGAUGAUGUAGAGAUGAAAGAUGCUGAGGCAGAAGAUAAAACUAAGGUCAAGCAGGAAGAUGAGGUAACCAAGAAAAUAUCAGCCCCACAGAGUCAUGAUGACACAAAUGUUGUCAUUCCUCGGGCAGCGCUUAAGUGCCAUAUGUGUGAUAUGACUAAAUUUCCUCACACAAAGGCUUACCUGAGUCAUCUGGAGAGCAAAAACCACGAGAUGAUGGCUCAUACCUUCCAUAACCGCAAUGCUGCCAUUAUUGAUGUCUUGAUGUUUGAUUCCAAGUUGGCAUGCAAGUGGAAGCCGAGUAAGAAGGGUGGAUCUGCCCGCUGCCUCAAGUGCUUGUGCUUCAUGAGCACUACCAUCCAGGAGCACUGUCAGACCACCGAGCACACGCUGGUGAGUCAGUACUCUCGGGUUAGUUGCUGCGGCUACAAGUACAACAGAGCCAUCCUGGAGGAGCACCGCCUCUCUCUGCGGCACCUUAAGAACCAAUGGGACAUAGAACAGGAGACCCGAGAACGUGACGAGAAGAAGGAGCAAGAGGAGGAGAGGAUAGAAAGUGAAGAAGCAUUCCAUGAAAAGGUGUACAAUUUCAAGAAGUCCAAUGAAUCCGAGGAGCCACUAACCUCGGACACCUUGCCUCCGUAUGAUGCUACUAAACCCAUAGGUUUAAACUUCCUUUACAAAGAGACACUGUAUCGUUGCGAUAUGUGCGGCAGUCAUUUGAGAAAUCCACAGCAUGCCGAAUAUCACUUCCGUUCCGUCGAUCACUACUUCAGUUUGUGUCGCCAUCUCGCCGCAGAAGAGGAGAAGAAAGAACUGGAGAGAAAGAAAUUAGAAGAAUCUAUGAAGGAGGAGGAGGCGAAGAACAAAGAAGAAAAUGGAGACGAGAAUGACAACUGUGAGGACAUGAACAAUAUGGAGACUGUGGACGAGGCUGUGGAAGAUGGUGACGGGGAUGCUCAUGCUGCUGGUGCUGCUGCCGACACACAAGCCUCGCCUGGCAACAAGAGAGCAGAUGCUGAUGCUGAGGUUGGAAAUGCUGAUGUGUCCUUUGACUCUGAGGCUGUGGCAUCGGAGGAUGCUGGAGAAGGCUUGGAAAGAAGUAUAGAUAGUGAAGAACAAAUGGAUCACGACAAAGCGAAUGAAGAGGAGGAUGGAGGUAAUAUUGAGGAAGAUAAUGAAUGGAGCGGUGAACACGACCAGGAUGAUGCGGCCGAAGGGGAAGAAUUGGUUCUCAACAGCAAUGCCGAUGGAGGUGAUGACGAAGAGGAAGUUAUAGACGAAGAGGGACUGGACUACGAGCCGGGAGUUGGUGUCUAGUGGGAAGGUGCGGGCGAGACUGAGGAGAAUGAUCUACAGAAGUGAGGGGGAAGCAUACUCUUGCUUCUGUGUCAUGCUCAAGACUGCUGCAACACACAUACUAGUCUCGAGUCAACAGGACCAGCUCCUUUGUGUAUUUAGCUCUCAAACCUACUGUCCCUAAUUAAUGGGAUGGAAUAAUGCAUCAACCUUUGAUCCACCGCUAGAUUAUUGUUCCAUUAUGCUAUAUGCUGUACCUACUAGUGAGGCAACCUUCAUGUGGUUAUGAAGGAGUUGGUUACAUCUGGGGAUUUGGAUAAGUGUAUCAGUAAAGUAGACUAUUCCAUGUGCAGGCGAUGAGUCACAAUAACGUGGCUGAAGUACAGUAUGUUGACCAGACCACACACUAGAGGUUGAAGGGACGACCACGUUUCGGUCCGUCCUGGACCAUUCUCAAGUCGAAUCGACUUGAGAAUGGUCCAGGACGGACCGAAACGUCGUCGUCCCUUCAACUUCUAGUGUGUGGUCUGGUCAACAAUAGACUAUUCCAUGGUAUCCCUUAUUAACGCAGCCAGAGGAUCAGUUCACUCUUAACUCUAGUAACUGUGAUGGGUGACCUGAACAAUGAUGUAUGGCUUCAUACGCAUGGAAGAAUAAGUAUAAACAAAUUGUAAACUAGGAAAUUUAUCUGCAAGGAAGAGAAAUGCGGUACUGUAUUCUGAAGAAAGGUAUUUAAUUAUUUUUGUAAUAUAGGGAAAUAUUUUAAUUGUAGGGAAUAGAAGUGGUUAAAGAACUUGUGGUUAAAAAUGUCACUCGGUCUUGACGAAGGCUUUCAGCCAAAAUGUAUAUCGGUCUCAACCUGUGAGGCUCACCACUAAUUAAUUUGGACAUUCUAAUAUGAAUUAAAUACAUUAAUUUAGUUUGUGUAAAAACUUUUUAAUGUGAGGCAGUUAGGUGAGGUUUUGUUAGUGUGGCUACAGUGUGAUCUGAAGGUAAGUAUUUACUUUUCCAUAUUUUAGUAGAAUAAGCUUUUGCUUUACUAAACUGAGAGUGAAUGUGUAUUGUAUACCUUGAACAUUUGUGUGUAAAAUAAAGUAUUUUGUAAAGUUUUCAUGUAUCAUAUUUACAUGACCCAAUCUGGUAUUGAGAAAGUGGGAUACUCAAAGUAUCUUGUUAAUUAUGUACAACCAUUUAUUUUUCCUAAGGGACCCUGAUAGUAAAGUGUUGAGCACACAGAUGUGUGUCUUCACUAUAGGUGAGGAGGUGGUAUUAGAAUGCUACAAUAAGAGUACGGUGCCCAAUUUAUAAGGCAUUUGUUAACGUGUUCAAUUCUGAAUGGAUCAAGGUCAGUAUUUGAUAAGGAAACUAAUGUUCUUGGGUAGAAAAGGGCAUCAAGUUAAGGGACGUAAGUUAUUGGUGGAACCAUAUCCAUAACUUUAAUUUCAACAUCUUGAUUAAACAACAAUUUAUGCAUUGUUGAAUGUUAAGACAUGCUAGCAUGGAUAUUAGGGCUUUAAACUUCAGGAUUAGCUAAUCUAGGGAAGUAAACUGUGCUGAUCUUGUGAACUGUAUCAAGAAAAUUGAGUAACUUUAGGUGGUGUUAUGUACGUGGAUGUCGGAACACACCAUACAUGUGUUGUGUUUGCUUUAAUGAGUGUUUUAAAUCACGAGAAUUGUCUUAAGAUAAUUUGAAGAGUUCUGGGAAGCCAAUGUUGGUUGAAGUUAUCCAUUAAACCCACAACUCUGGGAAGUUCGUGUUAACUAUCUUUCUAUAAGUUUGUAAUUAUCGUCCAAUGAAACUGAAACUAUUAUCAGGUUGGGAUAUGAACUGUUAAAAUAAAUGGCAUUAAAGAAUAUACAUUGUAAAUCUUUAAGGAUGAAUAUUGAUCAAAUUACUAAUUGAUAUACCAAUAUUUGGCAUAAUUUCCAGGUGUAGUAAAGUACAGGUUGGCGAGUGUGUCAUCAGCUGUUGAAGGCUUGGUUACGUGUCCAGAUGUUCCUCUUGUAUUGAAUAUAAUUAGUAAAGUGUUUUUGUCAGUUUUAUCUCGGUGUUCUGAACUGCACAGGUUAUUAUUACUGUUAAACCAUAUUGUAGCAAAGGUCAUAGUCGACACAUCUCUCAAUUUUGACCAUAUCCUCUUCACCAGAGUCCUUGAUUAACAAAUAUUAAAAAAGAUUCUUAAAAAUUCUAAUGGCAGAAGGUGGCCAUUACCAGUAUACGUCGAUGUAGAAUCACAUACAGUACUGAUGAUAAGUUUUGUUUGCAAGGCAGAUUUCCAUUUGUUGAUCAAUUGUGGUUUGUGAUAAGUAACCCUUGUGCCUAGAUUAAAACUGGACUGGCUGGUGUUGCUGUGGGGCUGAACGCCUUGUCCAUCUUGCAGUUAGAAAUGUGUAAAUUGUCUUGUGACGUUGGUGAAGCCCGGCCAGUGUUGUCGCGUGUAGUAUGUUACUCGACCGUGGCCCACACUGCUGGCUUGUGACGUUGGUGAAGCCCGGCCAGUGUUGUCGCGUGUAGUAUGUUACUCGACAGUGGCCCACACUGCUGGCUUAUACGUGGUCAAGGUAUUUUUUAAAUUUAAUUAUUUUCUGGACUCCUUUUAUGCAAAAUAAACACUUAAGAAAUGUGAA
Procambarus clarkii (red swamp crayfish) is the source of this 4916-nucleotide messenger RNA. RefSeq names its product glutamic acid-rich protein. Lineage: Eukaryota; Metazoa; Arthropoda; Malacostraca; Decapoda; Cambaridae. The record is from RefSeq and is a predicted model, not a curated record.